Ramularia collo-cygni is the source of this 1290-nucleotide messenger RNA. RefSeq lists its product as uncharacterized. Lineage: Eukaryota; Fungi; Ascomycota; Dothideomycetes; Mycosphaerellales; Mycosphaerellaceae. The record is from RefSeq and is a predicted model, not a curated record. The coding region runs from base 1 to 1290 and encodes 429 amino acids. The transcript has a single exon.
AUGCCGCGCGCAUUACCAUGGCUCAAGACUGGGUCUGCGAAUGCGGCGACUAACAAGGUCAAACCUGCCGCGCGCCACACAAGAGAUGCGGCGUCCGAGGAUGAUUUUGUCAAUUCCGAUCUGGAACCAGCCCACACUACGAAACCCGAGAAGAAGAAGCCUGAGAGGAAGCGAAUCCGUGCGUCAUCAUCAUCGCCGCCUCCACCAGGUCCGCCGCCUGUGGAAAGCAUCAAACCGGGCUUCGCUGCAGAUGACAUCUAUAUGAUGGUCGAGGACGAAUUCUACUCGACUGCUCAGCUAUAUACCAGCCAUAUCCACCAUGCAGAGUAUGUAAGGCUUAAAAAGCUGCACAAGUCUCGUGGACAGGAGCUUCUAGCCGGGUUAGGGCGAGGUACAGAUGGCAAGACGGAACAGAGCAAGGCACUGAGGACGAAGAUGGAGAGUCUAGAACUUGCCAAAAAGCAGAAGCAAGCAGUGCGUACGCUGAGAGCCGAGGCUGACAGCGGGAGUGAUGCCGAAGGAAGUGAGGCAGAGGAUGAGUACAUGCAARAUCCACAUCUCGCGGGCUUGAUGCGGGCUUCGCAAAUGGCGCAAGUGCAAGACUUGACGGGUCUUGCAAGUCCCAGGGCGAGCACCAGAGCGGCGGCCGGAUAUUCCCAGAGCCCUUUCAAGGCUGCUAGGACCAAGGAUGUAUUCGCCGAGGAGAAGCAACCGCAACGCAAAUCGAUGCCAAAAGUUGACAGGGAUGAUAGCACAUCCGACGACCGCGAUUCCUCUACAGAUUCACGGUUGCAACACAAGGCAAAUAUCGUGUUGGUAGCAGACGAAGAUAGCGAGACAGAUGAAGAUUUGGAUGCUGGGGUUCCGACCCACUCUGAAUGGGCGGCUGUCUCAGGGCCGACAGAAAAGGUUGUUGCCGAUGCUAGCAACUCCCGAGGCCCUGCAAAGGAAGAGAUCCGCAAGCUAUCCGAUGCUAGGCCACUCGCGAAAUUUUCUCGCCCGGCAGAAACAACAAAGUCCAUUGAUGUCAUAUCUAAGCCUUCUAGGCCGCAUACAUCUCAACCGGAUUCGCGAAAUGACGAAACCCCAAAGCUAUCUAGGCCAUCGGUGAAGCCUGAGCCAAAUUCAUCCCCUAGGGGCAUUCUUCCCGUCACUCUUCCCAUUCCUGCACGGGAGAAGGCAAUUUCCGGUAUUGUAGCACGCAAGAGGGCCGAACGUGCGGCAGCGGAAGCCAAACGCAUGACUAUCAAGAAAGAGGACAUGGAUGACAUACCGACAUUCUUGUUUUAA